Vidua chalybeata is the source of this 3417-nucleotide messenger RNA. It is a transcript of the gene SIDT2, whose product is annotated as SID1 transmembrane family member 2. The record is from RefSeq and is a predicted model, not a curated record. Bases 146 to 2839 code for a protein of 897 amino acids. The transcript has 27 exons. Lineage: Eukaryota; Metazoa; Chordata; Aves; Passeriformes; Viduidae. Gene Ontology annotation, cellular component: membrane.
CCGCUCCGGCCCGGCCAUGGCGCAGCGCGCCCGGGCGCGCCCCGGCUGAGCGCCCCGUCCGUCCCUUCCCGUCCCUUCUUCCCGUCGCUUCCCGUCCCGUCCGUGCCGUCCCGCCCCGCGGACCUUGGCCGGGGAUGCUGGCGGGAUGUCGGGCGCCGGGGCGGCCGUGCUGGCCUGGGCGCUGCUGGCCGGGGCACUGCUGCCCCCGCCGCCCGUCCGGCCCCAGCCCCUGCCCCGCGGGGACCGCGAAGUGCACGAGAAGGAAGCGCAGUUCAACACCACCUACAGCGACUGGGUGCACGCCAGCCUGCUCAACAUCUACGCCUUCAACCACAGCGUCCGGAGGAAUCGGACCGAGGGCGUGCGGGUGUCGGUCAAUGUCCUCUCGGACCAGAAGGACCAGCCCGUCCUCUUCGUGGUGAGGCAGAAGGAGGCGGUGGUCUCCUUCCAGGUGCCGCUCAUCCUCCGGGGCCUGUACCAGAGGAAAUACGCGUACCAGGAGGUGAGCCGCACGCUCUGCCAGCCGCAGACCAAGGCCGAGGUGGAGACCCAGCACUUCUACGUGGAUGUCUCCACGCUCUCCCUCAACACUUCCUACCAGCUGCGGGUCACCCGUGUGGAGAACUUCGUGCUGCGGACCAAUGAAAGGUUCAGCUUCAAUGCCACGGCCGCCCAGCCGCAGUACUUCAAGUACGAGUUCCCCGAGGAGGUGGACUCGGUGAUCGUGAAGGUGACCUCAGCCAUGGCCUUCCCCUGCUCCGUCAUCUCCAUCCAGGACAUCCUGUGCCCCGUCUACGACCUGGACAACAACGUGGCCUUCAUCGGGAUGUACCAGACCAUGACGAAGAAGGCGGCCAUCACGGUCCAGAAGAAGGAUUUCCCCAGCCAUAGCUUCUAUGUGGUGGUGGUGGUGAAGACGGAGGACGAGGCGUGCGGGGGGGCCCUGCCCUACUACCCCCUCUCCAAGAAUGCCUCUCCAGAUGAACCUGUGGAUCAGCACAACCGGCAGAAGACGCUGGAGGUGAUGGUGUCACCCGCCAUAACCUCCGAGGCCUACGUGCGCAGCGUUCUCUUCUGCCUCGGCAUCUUCCUCUCCUUCUACAUCCUCACGCUGCUCAUCGCCUGCUGGGAGAGCUGCCGGCAGCACAAGAGGAAGGGGCUCCUGGCAGCCAUGGAUUCGCCCAGCCUGGACACAGCAUCGCUCCUGGGUCACUCCCGUAGCAUCCCCGACUCCUUCCUGAACCGUGGCCCCUACGACAGCUACGGUUACGGCUCCUUCGGGAACGGCUCCUCCAGCAGCACCGAGGGCAUCACAGACAGCCUGGGCUCAGCAGAAGUCUCCUACAGUUACGUGGGGCAGGAGCAGUUCAAGCGGCGCACGCCCUCCGCCCCGACGAGGCCGCUGAGCAUUCCCAUGGGGGAGCGGUCACUGGAGAACGUGGCCGGCCGGCCGCGCCUGGACUCGCUCAGCUCUGUGGAGGAGGACGACUACGACACGCUGGCCGACAUCGACUAUGACAAGAAUGUCAUCCGCACCAAGCAAUACCUGUGCGUGGCCGACCUGGCGCGCAAGGACAAGCGGGUGCUGCGGAAGAAGUACCAGAUUUAUUUCUGGAACAUCGCCACCAUCGCUGUCUUCUACGCCCUCCCCGUCAUCCAGCUCGUCAUCACCUACCAGACGGUGGUGAAUGUCACUGGCAACCAGGACAUCUGCUACUACAACUUCUUGUGCGCCCACCCUCUGGGGAACCUCAGCGCCUUCAACAACAUCCUCAGCAACCUGGGCUACGUGCUGCUGGGUUUGCUCUUCCUGCUGAUCAUCCUGCAGCGCGAGAUCAACUACAACCGCGCGCUCCUGCGCAACGACGCCCACGCCCUGGAGUGUGGCAUCCCCAAGCACUUUGGGCUCUUCUACGCCAUGGGCACCGCCCUCAUGAUGGAGGGGCUGCUCAGCGCCUGCUACCACGUCUGCCCCAACUACACCAACUUCCAGUUCGACACCUCCUUCAUGUACAUGAUCGCGGGGCUCUGCAUGCUGAAGCUCUACCAGAAGCGUCACCCGGACAUCAACGCCAGCGCCUACAGCGCCUACGCCUGCCUGGCCCUCGUCAUCUUCUUCUCCGUGGUGGGCGUGGUCUUUGGGAAGGGGAACACGGCCUUCUGGAUCGUCUUCUCCGUCAUCCACAUCGUGGCCACGCUGCUGCUGAGCACCCAGCUGUACUACAUGGGGCGCUGGAAGCUGGGUGAGGGGGGGGCACCGCGAGCGAGGUGGGAGGGGACAAUGUGGUGGCCCCCCGGUGUCACCUCCCCUCUCCCCACAGACUCGGGCAUCCUGCGCAGGAUCCUGCACGUGCUGUACACGGACUGCGUGCGGCAGUGCAGCGGGCCCAUGUACGUGGACCGCAUGGUGCUCCUGGUCAUGGGGAACAUCAUCAACUGGUCACUCGCUGCCUACGGCCUCAUUGUCCGCCCCAAUGAUUUUGCUUCCUACCUGCUGGCCAUCGGCAUCUGCAACCUCCUCCUCUACUUCGCCUUCUACAUUAUCAUGAAGCUCCGCAGUGGCGAGUGCAUCAAGCUCAUCCCCCUGCUCUGCAUCAUCAGCACCUCCGUGGUCUGGGGCUUCGCUCUUUUCUUCUUCUUCCAGGGGCUCAGCACCUGGCAGAAAACACCAGCUGAAUCCCGGGAGCACAACCGUGACUGCAUCCUGCUCGACUUCUUCGACGACCACGACAUCUGGCAUUUCCUCUCCUCCAUCGCCAUGUUCGGCUCCUUCCUGGUGCUGCUGACGCUGGACGAUGACCUGGACUGUGUCCAGCGGGACAAGAUCUACGUCUUCUAGGAGCCUGCAGCCACCCGCUGCCCUGGGACUGUGCCAAACGCCCGGCUGCAACCCCGGGAGGGGCACCCACCCCUGGGGAGGGAUGUCUGUGCUGCAGGUCCUGCCAGCCACUCUGUCCCCCUCCCCACACAGCGCUGGGGUCCUGGUUUGCCUCCUCCCUGUCAGCCGGGUCCCUCCAGGCACUUCGUGCCCAUCCCUGGGCCCGUCACAGCCAAAAAUGGGGCUGGGGGGCCACCAGAGCAUCCGUCCUCUGUGGCAAGUGACACUGGAAAAGGUGCUGCUGCUGCUGCUCCGUGUCCGUGUGCCCGUGGGCACAGCGGGGGGAUUGGGGCGAGCGCCGUGCCAGCAGCCCCGUGGCCCCCCGAGCACGUGGGUGUGGGUCUCUCUUCAGUGCCUGAGUCGAGUGGGUGGGAGGUGGGGGCGCGUGGGGCCAGCACGGUGGUGGCAGUGGCUCGUGUCCCCUCCGGCGCCCCAGGAGGGGUGGCCGCAGUGGGCCCCCGUCGCUCCCCGCCGAGGUGCCGCGCUCCCCGCGCGUGGAUCUGCUGGGAAGGGACUCGCAUUAAAGUGUCUGCACUUUG